Bombina bombina (fire-bellied toad) is the source of this 12688-nucleotide messenger RNA. It is a transcript of the gene HUWE1, whose product is annotated as HECT, UBA and WWE domain containing E3 ubiquitin protein ligase 1. Lineage: Eukaryota; Metazoa; Chordata; Amphibia; Anura; Bombinatoridae. The transcript is spliced from 71 exons. Gene Ontology annotation, biological process: Golgi organization; protein polyubiquitination; proteasome-mediated ubiquitin-dependent protein catabolic process. The record is from RefSeq and is a predicted model, not a curated record. Bases 264 to 11444 code for a protein of 3726 amino acids. Gene Ontology annotation, molecular function: ubiquitin-protein transferase activity; protein binding; zinc ion binding. Gene Ontology annotation, cellular component: nucleus; Golgi membrane.
CGGCUCUUGCGCUCUGGGGUCCAGGAGUCAGUGAGGAUUUUUUUUUGAGGGAGAUUUUUGUGUUAAGAUGGCGCCGGCGACUGGUGCACGAAGCUGAACGCCGGUGAGUAAGCAGAUUUCAGGACUCCCAUUAUCAAGGACAGACUUUGUGUUUUCUGGAUGACUCUUGAGCUGCUUAAACUGAGCCUUUCAAUGCGGUUUCCUUCUCUGUUUGUGUGCCCUGCUGGUUCCAGCUAGAGUAAAGGAAUUGGACAUUACUGAAAAUGAAAGUAGACAGAACGAAGCUAAAGAAAACUCCAACAGAGGCACCUGCGGACUGCAGGUCUCUGAUUGAGAAGCUGAAAGUCUGUAGCGAUGAACAACUUCUGCUUGAGCUACAGCAAAUCAAAACAUGGAACAUUGGCAAGUGCGAGCUUUACCAUUGGGUUGAUCUAUUAGACCGUUUUGAUGGCAUUCUGGCUGACGCUGGGCAGACAGUAGAGAACAUGUCUUGGAUGUUGGUAUGUGACAGACCUGAGAGAGAGCAGCUCAAGGCCCUCCUCCUUGCAGUGCUGAACUUUACAGCCUUGCUCAUUGAGUAUAGCUUCUCACGGCACCUCUACAGCUCCAUUGAGCAUCUCACAACGUUGCUUGCCUCUUCUGACAUGCAAGUGGUUUUGGCUGUGCUAAACCUUCUGUAUGUCUUCAGCAAGCGGUCAAAUUAUAUCACUCGCUUGGCCUCUGACAAAAGGACGCCAUUAUUAUCACGGCUUCAGCACUUAGCAGAGAGUUGGGGAGGAAAAGAAAAUGGAUUUGGUCUGGCUGAGUGUUGUAAGGAUAUGCACAUGACAAAAUAUCCUCCGAGCGCCACAACGCUACAUUUUGAGUUCUAUGCAGAACCUGGGGUCGAAGUUAAAGUUGAAAAAAGGACGCCCAGUAACACGCUACAUUACAUACAUAUAGAGCAGCUAGAUAAGAUUUCUGAGAGUCCCUCUGAGAUAAUGGAAUCCCUCACUAAGAUGUACAGCAUUCCCAAGGACAAGCAGAUGCUUUUGUUCACGCACAUACGACUUGCACACGGCUUUUCUAAUCACAAGAAGAGGCUACAAGCUGUGCAGGCCAGGCUGCACGCCAUCUCCAUACUAGUGUAUUCUAAUGCCUUGCAAGAGUCCGCAAAUAGCAUCCUAUACAAUGGCUUGAUAGAAGAGUUAGUUGAUGUCCUACAAAUAACAGAUAAGCAGCUGAUGGACAUUAAAGCUGCAUCCCUAAGAACACUGACCUCUAUAGUUCACUUGGAGAGGACACCUAAACUCAGCAGCAUCAUAGAUUGCACUGGCACUGCAUCUUACCAUGGCUUCCUCCCUGUUCUAGUGCGGAAUUGCAUUCAGGCCAUGAUAGACCCCACCAUGGAUCCGUACCCUCACCAGUUUGCCACAGCCCUCUUCUCUUUCUUAUAUCACCUUGCAAGUUAUGAUGCUGGUGGGGAGGCUCUGGUUUCAUGUGGAAUGAUGGAAGCACUUUUAAAGGUGAUCAAGUUUCUUGGAGACGAGCAGGACCAGAUCACUUUUGUGACGCGAGCUGUGAGGGUCGUUGAUCUGAUCACAAACCUGGAUAUGGCAGCCUUUCAAUCUCAUGGCGGCUUGUCCAUUUUCAUUUAUCGGCUGGAGCAUGAAGUUGAUCUUUGCCGGAAGGAGUGCCCAUUUGUCAUCAAACCAAAAAUUCAGCGUCCCAACACAACACAGGAAGGAGAAGAGAUGGAAACAGACAUGGAAGGUCCAUGUGAGGGGAAAAUGGCUCUCAAACCGAGUGAGCUGCCCUGCUGCCAGAUAAAAAUGGAAGCACUUCUGGUCUCCAGUAAUAAAAGGAGACUAAGGAUUGAAGUGGAUCCACUCUCUGACGAAGUGGGCAAAGCUCCCACGCAACACCUUUUAGAAGAAAUAUGCAAUCUUGGUAGGGACCCCAAAUAUAUCUGCCAAAAACCAUCCAUCCAGAAGGCUGAUGGCACAGCCACUGUACCACCACCUCGGUCUAACCACGCCGCAGAGGAGGCUUCCAGUGAAGAUGAUGAAGAGGAGGAGGUGCAGGCGAUGCAGAGCUUUAGCACAAACCAGCAGAGCGAAGCAGAGCCCAACCAGCAAAUUGUGGGAAACGAAGAGAGGAUUCCCAUCCCACUUAUGGACUACAUCCUUAAUGUAAUGAAAUUUGUGGAAUCCAUCCUGAGUAACAAUACAACAGAUGAUCACUGUCAGGAAUUUGUGAGCCAAAAGGGUCUCCUUCCUCUUGUCACUAUCUUGGGCUUGCCCAAUUUGCCCAUAGACUUUCCGACCUCUGCAGCCUGCCAAGCUGUAGCGGGAGUGUGCAAGUCUAUACUGACCCUGUCUCAUGAGCCCAAGGUUCUGCAGGAAGGACUUCUACAGCUUGAUUCUAUUCUUUCCUCACUUGAUCCCUUGCAUCGGCCUAUUGAGGCACCAGGGGGCUCUGUGCUAUUGAGGGAGUUGGCAUGUGCAGGGAAUGUAGCAGAUGCCACUCUUUCUGCCCAUGCCACUCCGUUACUUCAUGCACUUACUGCUGCACAUGCCUACAUCAUGAUGUUUGUACACACAUGCAGAGUUGGGCAGAGCGAGAUCCGUGCUAUUUCUGUCAAUCAGUGGGGUUCACAGCUGGGUCUUAAUGUUCUGAAUAAGCUGAGCCAACUGUACUGUUCUCUUGUGUGGGAAAGCACGGUCCUGCUUUCCCUCUGUACUCCUAACAGUUUGCCACCUGGAUGUGAGUUUGGCCAGGCUGAUAUGCAGAAACUGGCUCCAAAGGAAGAGAAAGCAGCGAGUUCCAUGGUCCAAGGAGCCAAGAGGCCAGAAGGGGAAGCAGAAGGGGCAUCUGCUAGUGAAGAAGCCACCGGCCUUCUGGAAGGUAUUGGGCUAGAUGGAGAUACCUUGGCACCUAUGGAAACUGAUGAACCCAGCACCUCUGACCCAAAGGGCAAACCUAAAAUCACCCCAGCUAUGGCAGCCAGGAUCAAGCAGAUUAAACCCUUACUGUCUGCUUCCUCAAGGUUGGGCCGGGCAUUGGCAGAGCUGUUUGGACUGCUUGUAAAACUGUGUGUGGGGUCUCCUGUCCGACAGAGGAGAAGUCACCAUGCAGCCAGCACCACCACAGCCCCUACACCAGCUGCUCGCUCAACAGCUUCCGCUUUGACCAAAUUGCUCACCAAAGGGCUCUCUUGGCAGCCACCUCCUUACACCCCUACACCCAGGUUUAGACUGACAUUCUUCAUCUGCUCCGUUGGCUUUACCUCCCCUAUGCUGUUUGAUGAGCGAAAAUAUCCAUAUCAUCUCAUGCUGCAGAAGUUCCUCUGCUCCGGCGGACACAACGCUCUCUUUGAGACUUUUAACUGGGCCCUGUCCAUGGGAGGGAAGGUGCCAAUGGCAGAGGGCUUAGAACAUACUGACCUGCCAGAUGGGACUGGCGAGUUUUUAGAUGCUUGGCUCAUGUUGGUGGAAAAGAUGGUGAAUCCUACAACAGUCUUAGAAUCUCCUCACUCUUUACCCCCCACCAAGCUUCCUGGUGCCCAAAACUCUCCUCAAUUCAGCUCCUUGCGCUUCCUUGUUGUAACACAGAAGGCAGCCUUCACAUGCAUAAAGAACCUCUGGAAUCGCAAGCCUCUAAAAGUGUAUGGUGGGCGCAUGGCAGAAUCUAUGCUUGCCAUCAUGUGCCACAUCCUGCGUGGUGAGCCAGUCAUUAGAGAACGCCUAAGUAAGGAGAGGGAGGGCAGCCGUGAAGAGGAAAGCCAGCAGGAUGAGAGUGGAGCCAGACGGGAACCCCAGGUCAACCAGCAACACCUUCAGCAGCUUAUGGAUAUGGGUUUCACACGGGAGCAUGCAAUGGAAGCACUGAUCAAUACUAGCACCAUGGAGCAGGCUACUGAAUAUCUUCUCACUCACCCUCCACCACUCAUUGGAGGGGUUGUUCGGGACUUGAGUAUGUCAGAGGACGAUCAGAUGCUGAGAGCCAUUGCCAUGUCGUUGGGACAAGAUAUCCCGAUGGAACAGAGGGCAGAGCUGCCCGAGGAAACAGCUCGUCGGAAAGAGGAGGAGGAGCGAAAAGCUCGGGAGAAGCAGGAGGAGGAAGAAGCCAAAUGUCUAGAGAAAUUUCAAGAUGCAGAACCCUUGGAGCAGGAUGAGCUUCACAGUUUCACGGACACCAUGCUGCCCGGCUGCUUCCAUCUCCUGGAUGAGCUACCGGACACAGUGUACAGAGUGUGUGACCUCAUCAUGACCGCUAUAAAGCGCAACGGGGCUGAUUAUCGUGAUAUGAUUCUUAAGCAAGUGGUAAAUCAGGUGUGGGAAGCUGCUGACGUUCUCAUCAAAGCUGCACUUCCACUGACCACGAAUGACACCAAAACUGUGUCAGAAUGGAUAAGUCAGAUGGCCACCCUGCCUCAGGCUUCCAACCUGGCCACUCGGAUUCUGUUGCUGACCCUUCUCUUUGAGGAGCUCAAGCUGCCUUGUGCCCGGGUUGUGGAGACCAGUGGUAUCCUUAAUGUGCUGAUAAAGCUGCUUGAAGUGGUCCAACCUUGUCUGCAGGCGGCUAAGGAACAAAAGGAGGUGCAGACGCCCAAGUGGAUAACGCCAGUCUUGCUGCUGAUAGAUUUUUAUGAGAAAACAUCAAUAUCUUCCAAGAGGAGGGUACAGAUGAAUAGGUAUCUACAGUCAACUGGCAACAACUGGCGAUGGUUUGAUGAUCGGUCAGGGCGUUGGUGCAGCUACAGUGCCAGCAACAACAGUACUAUUGACGCUGCCUGGAAAGCGGGCGAGACCUGUGUGCGUUUCACGGCUGGGCGCCGGAGAUACACUGUACAAUUUACUACCAUGGUGCAGGUGAAUGAAGAAACUGGAAAUAGGCGGCCUGUGAUGCUCACUUUGUUGCGAAUCCCACGGUUGAGCAAGGGGGGCAAGAAUGGGAAUGGACAGGAGCUGGAGAAGACACUGGAGGAAGGGAAGGAAGUAGAAACCAAGCAGGAGGAGCAAGCAGCUGAGCCCACUCCUGUUCCAGAGAACUCGACCACAGAAAAGGAGCCACCAGCCGAGGAGGCUAAAGUUGGGGAUAUUGUGAUCCAGGGACUUACUGAAGAAAUGGUGACUGUCCUGAUCCGAUCAUGCGUUAGCAUGCUUGGUGUCCCAGUUGAUCCAGACACAUUACAUGCCACCCUUCGAUUAUGUUUGCGCCUAACCCGUGACCACAAGUACGCCAUGAUGUUUGCUGAACUAAAGAGUACGCGCAUGAUCCUUAGUUUGACCCAGAGCUCAGGAUUCAACGGCUUCACCCCGCUUGUUACCCUUCUAUUUAGACACAUCAUAGAGGACCCAUGCACUUUGCAGCACACCAUGGAAAAGGUAGUGAGGUCUGCUGCAACCAGUGGGGCCGGCAGCACAACAUCUGGGGUAGUUUCUGGAAGCCUAGGUUCUAGAGAGAUAAAUUAUAUUCUUCGAGUUCUGGGUCCAGCUGCUUGCCGAAACCCAGACAUCUUCACUGAGGUGGCCAACAACUGCAUUCGAAUAGCUUUGCCAGCCCCUCGUGGCUCAGGCACUGCCUCUGAUGAUGAAUUUGAGAACCUCAGAAUCAAGGGCCCUAAUGCUGUACAGUUAGUGAAGACAACCCCUGUGAAACCCUCCACCCUUCCUGCCACCCCUGAUACAAUAAAGGAAGUAAUCUAUGACAUGUUGAAUGCCUUAGCAGCUUACCAUGCUCCAGAAGAAGUGAUGGAAAAGACCGAGCCGAAACCUGUGGCAAUGAACCAAGAAGUCAGCCAGAUUCUGCAGGACAUGGGCGAUGAGGUUUUCCAGCAGUACCGUGACCUCACCAGGCAGGGAAGUGAUUUUGAUGCCCAAAACAGCUUUGCCAUCAAUGCUCAAGUGUUUACAGCAGAUAGCUCUUCUACAGAGACCCCUCCAUCUGGUACUCCCCAAGGGGAAGCAGCGUUGACACCAGAAGAGAACCGAGAGGGGGUGAAGAAGGAUAAGGAAGGAGAUCGCAACUCAGAAGAAGCAAAACAGAAAGCUAAGGGCAGUAAGCCACUGCUUCCCACCUCUACAAUCCUACGGCUUUUGGCAGAGCUGGUCAGGUCCUAUGUUGGCAUUGCCACACUUAUUGCCAACUACAACUAUACAGCAGGCCAGUCUGAGCUAAUUAAAGAGGAUUGCAGUGUACUAGCUUUUGUGUUAGAUCAUCUCUUACCGCACACACAAAAUUCGGAAGAUAAGGAUACACCUGCCUUGGCACGUUUGUUUCUUGCCAGCCUAGCUGCUGCUGGAAGUGGUACCGAUGCCCAGGUGGCUCUAGUGAAUGAGGUGAAAGCAGCCCUUGGCCGAGCCCUGGCUAUGGCUGAAAGUACUGACAAACAUGCCAGGUUGCAAGCUGUAAUGUGCAUUAUUAGCACAAUCAUGGAGUCCUGUCCAUCCACCUCUAGUUUCUACAGCACAGCAACCACCAAAACCCAGCACAAUGGCAUGAACAACAUUAUUCGUCUCUUCCUGAAAAAGGGACUUGUCAGUGACUUGGCCCGAGUUCCUCACAGCCUCGAUUUAUCUAGAAAAAGGGCAGAACCCUGUGCGGCUGGUGCAAAGAGGAACACACCGUUCGAACUUAGCCUCACAGAGCAAGAUGCCAUUGGACGACCUGAGAACUUCCCCACUGCUCCUUCUUCUGCAGAGGGGACACCAUCAAGCCCAGAGUUUCCUCUCGAUCCCUCUAUGCAUCUUCGACCCCCUGAAGCCACUUUGGCUGAGAUACCUCAAGGGCUGCAGGCUGAGUCUGGAACAGAGGACAAUAGUCAGCGUUUAAUGCCAACAGAGCCAGAAGAAUCUGGGCCUGGGAGACCCAGUACAGAAGGAGAAUCCACGCAGAUGGAGCUGUCACCUGCACCAACUAUCACCUCUUUGUCCCCUGAGCGUGCAGAGGAUUCAGAUGCACUGACUGCGGUUAGUAGCCAGUUAGAGGGCUCGCCCAUGGACACCAGUAGCUUGGCUUCAGGUCCCCUGGAGGAAGGAGUUGGAGAAUCGUCUGGAGCUGUAAAUGCUGAGCAGUCGCUGGUGGUUAGUAGCAAUGCUGCAGUUGGCCAGAUGGGUGCAGAGCAACCGGUUCCAGCUGAUAGCCAGGCAGUGGUGCCUCCACACAGUGAUGAAAGCUUCCCAAUCAUCCUCCCAACUUUUGUGCCAUCCCCCAGAGGCUCUGCUGUGUCCUUGCUUACAACAGAUUCACGUGGGAUCCUUGAGGAGCCUCUGCCCUCCACUAGUAGUGAAGAGGAAGAUCCGUUAGCAGGAAUAAACCUUCCUGAAGGAGUAGAUCCUUCCUUCUUGGCUGCCCUUCCUGAGGACAUUCGUAGAGAGGUGCUUCAGAACCAGCUGGGCAUUAGACCACCUUCAAGGCCUCCUCCCACUGCAGCACCAGUUGUUCCACCACCUGUGGUGGGUAGCGCUAGUGUUUCUGAGGUUAGCCCAGAGUUUCUGGCAGCGCUGCCCCCAGCAAUACAGGAAGAGGUCCUGGCACAGCAGAGAGCAGAACAGCAGAGACGUGAACUUGCCCAGAGUACCACCUCUGACACCCCCAUGGAUCCUGUCACCUUUAUCCAGACACUGCCUUCAGACUUACGGCGGAGCGUAUUGGAAGACAUGGAGGAUAGCGUCCUUGCUGUGAUGCCCCCGGACAUUGCUGCAGAGGCGCAGGCUUUGCGCAGGGAGCAGGAGACAAGGCAGAGGCAAUUAAUGCAUGAGAGACUGUUUGGUCAUAGCAGCACUUCUGCCCUCUCUGCCAUCCUCAGGAGCCCUGCCUUUACAAGUCGAUUGAGUGGCAACAGAGGUGUUCAGUACACACGCCUGGCUGUACAGAGGGGAGGCACUUUCCAGAUGGGAGGGAGUAGUACCCAUACCAGGCCAGCAGGCAGUAAUGUGGACAGCUUGCUUCGGUUGCGAGGUCGACUAUUGCUAGAUCAUGAGGCCCUUUCCUGCUUGCUUGUGCUGCUGUUUGUUGAUGAGCCCAAACUAAAUACCAGUCGGUUACACAGAGUGUUAAGGAACCUCUGCUAUCACGCUCAGACACGUAAUUGGGUCAUCAGGAGUUUGCUGUCUAUACUUCAGAGAAGCAGUGAGAGUGAACUUUGUAUAGAGAGCCCAAAGACGCCUGUUGGAGGACUUGACAAAAGGGGCAGUACCAAGGCAUGCUCCUCUAGCCACGACAGUCGGCCCUUGGAGCUAUUGCAUAAGGUAGAAUCAAAGAACUCUAACCAGCUGUCCUGGCUGUCGGUGUCCAUGGACGCAGCUCUUGGUUGUCGCACAAACAUCUUUCAAAUCCAGAGGUCCCUGGGUCGCAAGCACACAGAGAAGCAUGCUGCAUGUGGCUCAACUGUUCACAUACACCCACAGGCAGCCCCAGUCGUGUGCAGACAUGUGCUCGAUACACUCAUACAGCUAGCAAAGGUUUUCCCCAGCCAUUUCACGCAGCAGAGGAGCAAAGAGAGCAGUACAGAGAACAGUGAGAGCAAAGAAAGAAGCAUAAAACUGUCCUGUAGUCCUUGCCUUGGACCCUCUAGCAGCAUAGGAGCAAGCAACAUCUCAACAGACUUUUGGGACUUGUUAGUUAAGUUAGACAAUAUGAAUGUGAGUCGGAAGGGUAAAACUUCUAUAAAAUCCUUGCCGGUGAGCUCCGGUGCAGAGGGCGAAAGUUCUCAGUGCAGUCUUGAGGCCUCUCCACUGGGGCAGCUCAUGAACAUGUUGUCCCAUCCUGUUAUCCGUCGCAGCUCACUGCUUACAGAAAAGCUGCUUCGCUUACUUUCUCUCAUCUCUAUUGCCCUCCCUGACAAUAAGGUGCCUGAGGCACUGUCCAAUCAGAGUAAUGCAAUUGCACCUGCACCCGCCCCCACGCCAGCAACUGCUCCUGUUCCCGUGCCUGUGCCUGCAGUAACAGUGCCAGUAGUCGUCAACACAAACAGUGGCUCAACUAUUACCAAAAGUGGCAAAUCUCCAGCAAAGUCAAUGGAGAGCAGCAAUGUGACAGACAAGAUGGCGGCCUCUGGGCUCACGGAAAAGCAGCUUCAGCUUUCUGUUGAGGUGCUGACAUCACAUUCAUGUUCAGAGGAAGGCCUAGAGGAUGCAGCCAAUGUGCUAUUACAGCUUUCCAGAGGGGACUCAGGGACACGUGACACAGUUUUAAAGUUGCUGCUUAGUGGCGCCCAUCACUUGGGAUAUACUCUGUGCAAACAAAUAGGAACCCUUUUGGCAGAGCUUCGUGAGUAUAAUCUGGAACAGCAAAGGCGAUCUCAGUGCGAGAUCCUCUCGCCUGAUGGUUUCCCGGAGGAACAGCCUCACAACACCAAGCCCAAGGGUAAAAUGCAGAGCAGGUUCGAUAUUGCAGAGAGUGUGGUAAUCGUCGCAUCUCAGAAGCGCCCCCUUGGAGGGAGGGAGUUGCAGCUGCCAUCCAUGUCGAUGCUCACCUCUAAAACCUCAACACAAAAGUUUUUCCUGCGAGUACUGCAAGUGAUCAUCCAGCUGCGAGACGAUACCCGCAGAGCCAACAAGAAGGCCAAGCAGACAAGUAGACUAGGAGCUGCCAGUCUGGCCUCGGCUAGCAGCAUCCAGGCAGCGGUGCAGCAGCUGGAGGCCGAGGCUGAUGCCAUUAUACAAAUGGUACGUGAGGGUCAAAGGGCGCGGAGACAGCUGCAAACUGCAACGGCGGAGAGCUCUUCUCGCAGGGAAGAAUCACCCAUGGAUGUCGACCAACCAUCACCAGCCACACAGGAUACUCAGUCCGUUGGUCAGAGCACAGCUGCCACAGAUGCAUCUCAGGCUGCUGAGAAGAAAGAGGAAGAGCGGUUACCCGAACUUCCACUGCUUAGUGACCAGCUGAGCCUAGAUGAACUUUGGGACAUGCUGGGCGAGUGCCUAAAAGAGUUGGAGGAGUCGCAUGACCAGCAUGCUGUGCUAGUUCUUCAGCCAGCCGUAGAAGCCUUUUUCCUUGUCCAUGCCACAGAGCGGGAGAGCAAGCCUGCUGUACGGGACACACGAGAAAGCCAGCUAUCUCACAUAAAAGACGAGCCACCUCCAUUGUCCCCUGCUCCUCUCACUCCUGCCACCCCUUCAUCUCUGGAUCCAUUCUUCUCUCGGGAGCCUUCAUCUAUGCACAUCUCCUCAAGUCUGCCUCCUGACACUCAGAAAUUCCUACGUUUUGCAGAGACCCACCGCACUGUGCUAAACCAGAUUCUGCGGCAGUCCACUACUCACCUGGCUGAUGGGCCUUUUGCUGUUCUGGUGGACUACAUCAGAGUCUUGGACUUUGAUGUCAAACGCAAAUAUUUCCGGCAGGAGCUGGAGCGCCUUGAUGAAGGACUACGGAAAGAAGACAUGGCCGUGCAUGUAAGACGUGACCAUGUUUUUGAGGACUCGUACCGAGAGCUGCACAGAAAAUCUCCUGAAGAAAUGAAGAACCGAUUGUACAUAGUAUUUGAAGGUGAGGAAGGGCAGGAUGCCGGUGGCCUGCUGCGUGAGUGGUAUAUGAUCAUAUCCAGGGAGAUGUUUAACCCCAUGUAUGCAUUGUUCCGCACAUCUCCUGGGGACCGUGUCACCUACACCAUCAACCCUUCUUCCCACUGCAACCCUAACCACCUCAGUUACUUCAAGUUUGUCGGCCGUAUUGUUGCAAAAGCAGUGUACGACAAUAGGCUACUGGAAUGCUACUUCACUCGCUCUUUCUACAAACAUAUUCUUGGGAAAUCUGUCAGAUACACAGACAUGGAGAGCGAGGACUAUCAUUUCUACCAGGGCCUGGUGUACUUGCUUGAGAAUGACGUCUCUACACUGGGAUAUGACCUUACCUUCAGUACAGAGGUUCAGGAGUUUGGUGUUUGUGAAGUACGUGACUUAAAACCCAAUGGUGCAAACAUUCUGGUUACAGAAGAGAACAAGAAGGAAUAUGUUCACCUGGUGUGCCAGAUGAAGAUGACAGGUGCAAUUCGCAAGCAGUUGGCUGCCUUUCUGGAAGGCUUCUAUGAGAUUAUUCCCAAGCGUCUUAUAUCCAUCUUUACGGAACAGGAACUGGAGCUGCUGAUCUCCGGCCUUCCCACUAUAGAUAUUGAUGACUUGAAAUCUAAUACAGAAUAUCACAAAUAUCAGUCAAACUCUAUUCAGAUUCAAUGGUUCUGGAGGGCACUGCGCUCAUUUGAUCAGGCAGACAGAGCCAAGUUUCUGCAGUUUGUCACUGGCACCUCUAAAGUCCCUCUGCAGGGCUUUGCUGCUCUAGAAGGGAUGAAUGGCAUCCAGAAGUUCCAAAUACACCGAGAUGAUCGGUCCACAGACAGACUGCCUUCUGCCCACACGUGUUUUAACCAGCUGGACCUCCCAGCCUACGAGAGCUAUGAGAAGCUACGUCACAUGCUGCUGUUGGCCAUUCAGGAGUGCUCAGAAGGUUUUGGCCUGGCCUAAAAGGAGCUCUGCUGUGGUUUUUCUACUGUUGGACUUUAGAGGGGAGAGAGAGCUACACGAAGCCAUGCAUCUAUCUCACUCACCCUGCUGGCACAGAGAAGAGGGACUUGCCUUCCGAUGCUGCCGUCUGUGUCUGUUCCCUUCCAGUGGCAAACUGGCUGUGCCGAGGCCUGAAACACUGCUCUGAGGGGAUUUAGAGGAUGGGGAUGAGCAGGGGAAAAAAUUAUAUAUAAGUACAUAAAUAUAUAUUUUUUUCUGUUUUGCUUUUCUUCAGUUUUGCUUAUGAGUGAGUUGUAAUUGCUCAUCAUCAGAGAAGCUCUGAUUGCAGGGUAACGAGAAGCUGGAUGGAGUAAAUGGAGAAAAUAUGUGAUACGCAAAGAACCAAUGGAAGAACAGAAAACUAGAGCACUCUCAUUAAGAAAUAGCCACUAUUCCCAUCGCUAUUUUUUCAGCUUCAAUUAAAUACUGAGGUGUUUACCUGUAAAUAAACCACUGAACAGAAAUACCCUAUUAAUACAGUUUUUUUUUUUUUUUUGUUUGUUUUUUUUUUAUUAUUAUUAUUUUACACCCCAUGCUAGUGGGGUUUUGAGGAUGCGUGUUGUUGUCAGGAUAGAAUGCUUGGGUGGGUAGAGGUGGCCAAAGAGGUUUCAGGAUGCAGUGAGAAGGGCAAAUAUGUUCUAGGUUACAAGUUUGCAAAGACUGUAUAUCUUCCCGUAAGUGACGUGAAAACUAAGGACAGGACAGAGUAAAAUAUUAAUAUUUCGGUUUUAAAGAUGCAACUGGGAAUAAAGACCUUGAAAUGCAAAAGUUAAAUGUAAAAAAUCAAAUCCGUUUAGCCAAGGUUCUUUUUUUCUUAUUUUUUUUUUUUCUUUCUUUUUUUUCUGGAUAUUUAUUCAGUCAUUUCUUAACGAUUUCAGGUUUGAAUUGCUAGGAUUUUCUGUUUUUGAAUGUUUUUUGAAUUUCUCUUAAAAUCAAAAUAAAAAGAUAAAGGCUAAAAAUAAUUGACAAAAGGGUUUUCUGAAGUUUCCAGACAUUUGAAGAGCCGUGAUUGCGGAGGAUGUUGUGAUGUAUCUGAGGGAUGAGCGAGGGCCGGGGCAAUUCUGAUGCAGCGCUUGACAUUGUUUUGGCCUGGCAUUCCUGGUUCAUAUUUCACAUGCUGUGCACACACGGAUAUAGCACUUAUGUCAACUAGACCAGAGCCAUUAAUGCGAGUGGUUUAAAUAAAGGUUUAGUUUGAAAGUGAA